UUAAGCAGAAGUUUUCCUGCACUCAGAUUUCAUAUUCUCUUCUCUCUCCAUACAAACCAACAAAGAAGAGAUGCGUAACUUUCAAUCCAAGCCGUUGGAUUUCCUCCUCCAUCUAACUUUCUUUCUUCUUCUACUUUUCCCUACCCUUUCUCAUGCCGCCUAUCUCCACAGUAUAUGCUCAAAUAGAGCUAAUUAUACUGCUAACAGCACCUUCGGAGCUAAUCUCAACCAGGUCCUUUCCGUUCUAAGUUCCAACGCUCGCUUCUCCACGUACUUCUACGAUGACAAGGGCGACGAUCCUGCAAUCGCCUAUGGUCUUUUCGUCUGCAGAGGGGACAUCACUACUGACCUCUGCAGCACCUGCGUCAACCAGGCCAGUAAAGAAAUCAAACAGAAGUGCCACAUGACGACCGAAGCAUUCAUAUGGUAUGAUUGCGGUAUGUUGCGUUACUCAGACCGUAGAUUCAGAUCUGUAUAUAAUCCCGCAUAUAAUUCCAUAGAGCUUUUGACAUCGAAUGUGGUGAAUGCGUCGGAUCCUCAACAGUUUAACGCGACAUUGAACCGUCUGAUGAAGAAUAUUUCUUUUGUGGCUGCGUUCGAUCCUUUAGUUCAGAAAUUUGCAAUCGGAAAAGCUAAUUCUACGAUCAAUCAGACAAUAUAUGGGCUUGUGCAGUGCACCCAGGAUUUAACUAAUGAAAACUGCAACGCAUGCCUGCAAGAUGCUAUUUCUAUAAUUCCGAAGUGCUGUGAUGGAAAGAUAGGGGGGCGAAUUCUCGGUGCAAAUUGUAUUUUGAUGUUCGACGUCAACCGCCUUUAUUAUGAAUCUUCAGCUGCCCCUACUGCUGAGAAACGCAGGAAGCGAUCAAUGACUCUGAUCAUCGCUAUUGUAGCAACAGUUUCAGGGUUGGCUCUCUUUGGUUCUUGUAUCUACUUCUACAGUCGGGCGGGUAAGAAAUUACACAAAGUGGAAGAGAAAAGCCAGCAAAGUUUGUUACAUGGUUUGGGUUCUCCAGUCAAUCCAAAGUUCUUGCAUGCAAGUAUGGAAGGACAUGAUGAAGUGCAUACUCAAGAACUUCCCAUGAUCGACUUACCUACAAUACAAGCAGCUACAAAUGACUUCUCGGAGGGAAAGAAACUUGGACAAGGUGGAUUUGGCCCUGUCUACAAGGGUUUGCUUCCUGAUGGGACGGAAAUAGCAGUUAAGAGGCUUUCGAGGAGUUCAGGGCAAGGCCUAGAGGAGUUAAAGAAUGAAGUUACCUUGAUUGCCAAACUACAGCACAGGAAUCUAGUGAGGCUCUUAUAUUGUUGUAUAGAGAGAGGAGAAAAGCUGCUCGUCUAUGAAUACAUGCCUAACACUAGCCUUGACGUCUUUCUCUUUGAUCCAAUCAAGCGAAUAGAAUUAAACUGGGAAAGACGCCAUACCGUUGUUGGUGGAAUUGCACGGGGCCUUCUUUAUCUCCAUGAGGACUCAAGACUCAAAAUCAUUCACAGGGAUAUGAAAGCUAGCAAUGUUCUUCUGGACAAUGAGAUGAACCCAAAGAUAUCUGACUUUGGAAUGGCCAGGAUUUUCAGUGGAAAUCAAAGCGAGGUCAAUACCAAUAGAGUGGUUGGAACAUAUGGAUACAUGGCGCCAGAGUAUGCAAUGGGAGGGCUAUUUUCUGUGAAGUCUGAUGUGUAUAGCUUUGGAGUUCUACUGCUAGAGAUUGUCAGCGGAAAAAGAAACAGCAGUCUUAAUCUCCCUGAACAUGCUCAGAGUCUCCUCACUUAUACAUGGAGAUUAUGGUGUGAUGGAAGAGCUAUGGAGAUAGUUGAUCCUUUUUUAGUGGAGAAAUGCCCAAAAAAUGAAGUGUUCAGAUGGAUCCACAUCGGACUAUUAUGUAUUCAAGAAGAUGCAGCAGAUAGGCCCACCAUGUCGACGGUUGUUGUCAUGCUAGGAAGUGAAUCUGUGAAUCUUCCGCAGCCUACACAACCAGGAUUUUUCGUGGCGAGGGCAAUGGCUGGAUCAGAUAAAUCUUCAGCUAGUGCUAUAAUCAGCUCUACCAAUCAGAUUACUAUCUCUACUACUGAAGCCAGGUGAGUGAGACAACCUAGCACUCAACCUGAUGCUCGAACGAGUGAUGGUUCAAUUACAGCUUAUGAAAAGUCUAAUGUUCGCAAAGACACAAUGUCCAUAUACAAUUUCAUUUCUAGCUCGGGGCUUGACGAGCCCGCAGGAUUCAGUAAUUUGGUUGCUUGAAGCCAAUGUGUUAGUUUUGAGUUUAUUCUCUGUGUUAAUGCAUACAUGUACUUCUGUCGUCCAUUGGGACACCAU
This is a messenger RNA of Magnolia sinica, 2311 nucleotides long. Its product is annotated as cysteine-rich receptor-like protein kinase 15. NCBI's taxonomy places the organism in Eukaryota, Viridiplantae, Streptophyta, Magnoliopsida, Magnoliales, Magnoliaceae. Gene Ontology annotation, molecular function: protein serine/threonine kinase activity; ATP binding. The coding region runs from base 71 to 2077 and encodes 668 amino acids. Gene Ontology annotation, biological process: protein phosphorylation. The record is from RefSeq and is a predicted model, not a curated record. The transcript has 7 exons.